GGGGCAUUGCAUCAGUUGUUUUGAUUUUUCGAUGUCAACAGAAGAAAUAACUGCCAAAACCGGUCAUCUAUUAAGUUAAACACGGGCGUUCUGCGCUCAGAAACAUUGUGACAGGAGCCAUGAGUAUCUAUGACCUGAGCGACCCCCUCCUCCUCCAGAUCUUCCAGUUCCUGGACCACCGAGACGUCUGCCUCGCCUUACGCCAGACAUGUCAGCAGUGGUACCGCCUCAGCUACGACUUCACACUCUGGCAGCGUCUACGCUUCUCAGGCUUUUCCCAGCUCCGGAACGAACACUUCCUGCCUCUACUACGCUACUACGGAGACAGUAUACAGGAGAUUGACAUUAGUGGGUGCAAAGGAAUAGACGCUCUCGGGUUCAACGCCAUCUCAGAACACUGUAAGAGUUUGAGGAAGCUGAACUUAUCCGACACCUACAUUGCAGGAGAAGCCUUUUUGAAGAUUUGCGAGGAGUGCCCCAAAAUCAAGGAGUUGAACAUUUUCGACUGCCAGUUCAUAUCGUACAAAGUGCUUUCCUCUAUACCAACAUGUUUGCAAGGAUUGAGAAAGCUUAGCAUGUUAAACAGGUUAGAUCCACUACAGUAUGUACUGAAUAGAAGUUCCGUCAUCUCUGUGUACCAGUCUCUAAUCAAGAACUGUAAGGAGCUUGUUGAGCUUGACUGCAAGGCCUCGGACUUUGUUGAAGAUGACAUUUUCAGUGACGGAAUAGCCAAUCUCCACAGCCUGAACCUUUCCCACUGUACAGGGGUGUCAGACGAUGGGAUCCAGUCUAUAGCAGUCAGCUGCAGUGCUCUACGUCACCUCAACAUCUCACACACGUACAUCAGUAACAGGGGAAUGGAAGUCAUAUCACGUUGUUGCAAAUAUCUGACGCAUCUGGAUGUAAGCGACUGUCGUAAUGUCACGGACAUCGGCGUGUGCAUGGUAGCGCACAACUGCCACGAGCUCCGCCAUCUUGACGUCCACGGGGAGUCGUGGAUGGCGCUACGACCUCACAGCACGGGAAACAUCACCGACGUGACGUUGAAGGUCCUCGCCUCAUGGUGUCCGAGCUUGGAGUACCUGGACACCACGGGAUGUUGGGGGGUUACAGACGACGGCGUACGUGCGAUUACCACGGCCUGUAAGAACCUGCAGCACCUGGAAGUACGCGGAUGUCUAUCCAUCAGCGACCAAUCACUGCUCAGCCUUGCCGACAACUCCCGAGAGCUGCGAUCCCUCAACAUAUCAGAGUGCGUGAAAGUUACAUCUGCAGGUUUGAACCUUCUGGUGACGAAAUGUACCAAGCUGCAGUUCCUGAAAGCAGAAACCUGCCAUUAUCUUGCCAACCUGAGGUUCAGCUGCCAGGUGCAGCAUUCCGUUGGGUGCAGCUGCUCACAGCUGCCUGCUAAAGAUGUCCGUGGGUCUUCCUUCACAGGCCAGAUAUUCCCUAAGACUCUGGAGAGGCACUUCCAGUGUAUAGAUGAAGCAGGCACUUCUUCAGGUGGCUUCCAAGCCCUGUGUCGACCUCAGGUGGAGAAGUGUAAGAUCACGCCCUGUGUGUUGAGUCACUUGGACCUGUCCUUCUGCUCCAACAUAGCUGAUGACGCCAUCCAGCAGGUGGCAUCUUUCUGCCAGCAGCUGAAGCACCUGUCACUCAUGGGCUGUUACCUGGUAACUGACAAAGGGAUUGGUCACAUUGCUAAGCACUGCAAGCUACUGGAGCAUCUGAACCUAUCGUGCAGCCGUACACAACGGUCCAAGCUAACUGACCAGACACUGUCAGAGCUGGCAGGGUUGUGUCACUCUCUGAAACACCUCAAUCUCUACAACGGGGUCUGCUUCUCGGAGAAGGGCAUCGGUCAGCUGAUGAACAGGUGCUGGUCACUCAGGGAGCUGUGCUUGACCACCGGCACUCGGACAAAACUGGACGCAGAAGUCAUUUGUCGGGCCAUCAUGUCAGCACGAGGAGACUGUAUCGGUAAGAUUCAGGCAGAGAUGGACUGUCAGCAGCGAUGGCCCCUGCUGCCAGCCUCGCCUCGUGUCGCCACCAUGGAACGUAACAUCCUCUUCAAGUUUCCCAGGAAGAGCAGCAUGUGAUGGGCGCAUUUAAGGCCGCAUAAUUUUAUUUCUUUGGUUCUCUGGCAUUUUAA
This is a messenger RNA of Branchiostoma belcheri (Belcher's lancelet), 2152 nucleotides long. RefSeq names its product F-box/LRR-repeat protein 7-like. The coding region runs from base 120 to 2099 and encodes 659 amino acids. Gene Ontology annotation, molecular function: protein binding. The transcript is spliced from 4 exons. Lineage: Eukaryota; Metazoa; Chordata; Leptocardii; Amphioxiformes; Branchiostomatidae. Gene Ontology annotation, cellular component: SCF ubiquitin ligase complex. Gene Ontology annotation, biological process: SCF-dependent proteasomal ubiquitin-dependent protein catabolic process. The record is from RefSeq and is a predicted model, not a curated record.